AUGUAUGCUGACGACUCAACAAUAUAUUCUAGUGCUAAAACAAUUGAAGAACUAAAUGUUAAACUAACUCAUGAUAUGUCUAAUGUUCAUACGUGGUGUACCAAUAACAACAUGGUAAUUAAUAACAGUAAAACUAAAGCAAUGGUUAUGACAACUUGCCAGCGUGCGGCCACGUUAAAUUCAAAUCUACAUGUUCAGUUUAAUGGAGUGAAGCUAACAAACACUGAGAAUGAAAAAUUGCUUGGAGUUAUUGUCAAUAACAACUUAUGUUGGAAACUACAGAUUGAUAAAGUAGCAAGAUCGCUAAACAAGGGAAUACAUCUGUUAAGACAAAUAAAGGAAUAUUUGCCAAUACGUUUCAGAGUCCUUUACUAUAAAUGCUUUUUACAACCUCACAUCGACUAUUGUUCGACAGUUUGGGGUCAAUCGACUGACGUAACAAGAAUACACAAGCUUCCAAAAUUGGCUAUGAGAAUUGUUUAUGAUCAACCAAGACUAACAUCAUCUGGACCACUACUUAAAGCAGCUAAA
This is a messenger RNA of Paramuricea clavata, 531 nucleotides long. The record is from the annotation of a GenBank genome assembly. NCBI's taxonomy places the organism in Eukaryota, Metazoa, Cnidaria, Anthozoa, Malacalcyonacea, Plexauridae.